Perkinsus marinus ATCC 50983 is the source of this 1381-nucleotide messenger RNA. Its product is annotated as cathepsin D precursor, putative. The record is from RefSeq and is a predicted model, not a curated record. Gene Ontology annotation, biological process: proteolysis. Bases 4 to 1134 code for a protein of 376 amino acids. The transcript has a single exon. Lineage: Eukaryota; Perkinsozoa; Perkinsida; Perkinsidae. Gene Ontology annotation, molecular function: aspartic-type endopeptidase activity.
AAAAUGCGUUCUCCUAUGCCCGUUCGACUGCUCGUCUUGGUCUAUUCAUUUCACGUGUUGAAGGUCUCCCGGGGAGAAACUCUCAAGCUGGAUGUCAAGUACGGACUUAUGCCUAAGCAUGGCUUUGGAUUGUUCCAUACUCUGGUCGACCCGAAUGGCCAGAAGCUACAUGCUCUCGUUGACACUGGGUCGGACUCAUUCUUUCUCAUCUGGAAGAAAUGGUUAGAGAAAGCCAGUGGACGUCCCUGCAGUGAUUGGGCCAUGGGGUGUUACAAAUGUUCGGAGCCUUGCUCUGUGGGUAAACCGACUACAACUAUUACUUUCGAUGACGGAUACACGGUGAACAUUUUUCAGCAUAAAGCGAAAUUGACGGUGGGUCAGGUGUCGCCGAUCCUCACUUUCGGACUGAUAUUCAACCAGAAUCCUCCCGUCAGUGAGAAGGCUCCGACUAACUCGAUGGGUCUUGACUAUGAUAAAGGUGAUGUGAACUUCCCCUCUCUAAUGACGCAGUUGCUAUCAUCAAAAACUGUAACGACGGGUAUCUUUGCUCUCUACUUGUAUCCUCCCGCUGAUCCCUCAAAGCCAGCCGCUGAUGGAGGCCUACUCCUGGGUGGAGGCGAUCCUGCAUUAUAUGUGGGUGGACUGAACUUCGUCGACUUCUCUACGGACAAGCGUUACAUGGUAAAUCUUGAUAAGCUACAAGUCGGUGAUGGACAUCUAACUCUUAACAUCAAUAUGAACUUACACCUCGACACCGGCACCAACUUCCUAUUCGUCCCACAAUUAUACUAUGACGAUCUCAUUAAGGAUAUCAAAACUCAAACUGACAAGGCUGCGGGUAUGCAUGUCGACUUCAAGUUCGAUCCAGGGAAAAAGAUAUGGUUCUUCCCUUGCCAACACAUGAGCAAGCUGCCACUGUUGAGGUUUGGCUUGGGCCCUAAGGGCAUAACUCCAUUCACGAUGACAUACAUGAACUAUGCCAGGAAUAAAUCUAAUGAAUGUUCACUCGUGAUCUGGGAGGGCCAAGGGAAUAUUUGGAUUCUCUUCGAUCGUAUGCUUAUCGGUAAUUAUUUUGAGUUCGACCCUACUUACAAACGAGUCGGAAUCGGGAAGUUGAAAUCGCGAUCUCUGUGAACCAUUCUCUUCUUUUGUGGUCUUCUUUUGAAUCUACGGUCCACGGCAGCACGCCCUCCAUUAUGGUUGGCCAUUCCAUGACUGCUCCGUGGAAAGAGCUUUAGCUGGAUUCGCCAUUAUAGUAGCGUGGUGCUACAUCUUUUAUUUAGAGGAAUGCUAUUUGACGAAUAACUCGUUUCAUUGAGAUAUUAUUCUUCGGCUAAUGAGCCCGUUAUGUCAGCAGAUUAGGAUUUAACUUACACGUAUU